AUGAUUGGAAGCUUGCUUUACCUUACAGCAAGUCGACCUGACUUAAGCUUCAGCGUUGGAGUUUGUGCCCGCUAUCAGGCCAAACCAAAACAGUCCCAUCUUCAAGCGGUGAAGAAGAUCUUGAGGUAUGUCAAGGGAACUGUCAAUCUGGGGAUCUUUUACUCCAAAGGAUCCAACAGAAAUCUUGCUGGAUAUUGUGACGCCGAUUGGGCAGGAUGCGCAGAUGAUCGGAAAAGCACAAGUGGAGGUUGUUUCUUCCUUGGGAACAAUCUUAUUGCUUGGCUUAGCAAGAAGCAGAAUUCUGUGUCACUAUCUACUGCAGAGGCUGAGUACAUUGCAUUGGGAAGCUGCUGCACACAGCUUAUAUGGAUGAGACAGAUGUCAGCCGAUUAUGGGAUGGAGUCUGGACCCUUCUUGGUCUACUGUGACAACAAAAGCGCCAUUGACAUAUCAAAGAAUCCGGUGCAGCACUCAAGGACUAAGCACAUUGACAUAAGACACCACUUUGUUCGUGAAUUGGUGGAAGAAAAACAGGUAGUACUUGAACAUGUUGUCACAGAUUUACAGCUCGCUGAUUUAUUCACAAAACCAUUGGACUUUAACCGUUUUGUCACCUUAAGAAAUUCCAUUGGAAUUUGCACAAGUGGUUUUGAAUGA
Messenger RNA from Microthlaspi erraticum, 657 nucleotides. The record is from the annotation of a GenBank genome assembly. NCBI's taxonomy places the organism in Eukaryota, Viridiplantae, Streptophyta, Magnoliopsida, Brassicales, Brassicaceae.